AUGCAAAAGGAUGGAGAGACAGUGCUUCCAGUAGCGUAUGGGUCGCGAAGGUUAUCGGACGCCGAGAAGAAAUACACUACAACUGAGAAAGAGUGCAUCGCUGUGGUCUGGGCGGCGCAACAUUUUAGGCAGUUCUUGUGGGGCCGAAAGUUUACUAUAGUGGUGGACCACCACGCGCUAUGUUGGUUAGACAAGAACAGAGACCUAUCGGGCAGACUGGGCCGUUGGGCUCUCAAACUUAUGGAAUUUGACUACAAGAUUAAACACAAGCAAGGGAGAUUGCACGUGGUACCAGACUGUCUAUCAAGGAAUCACGGAGGGGUAGACGAUCCGGAGGAUCAGGACAAGACCAAUGAUAUCCCAAUGUUAGCAAUUAACCUGAAAGAUCUCACCAGUCUACAGAGAGAAGAUCCCGAUUGCAAGAGGAUAAUAGAAGCAGUUCAAGACCCCGACGGAGCAGCUAGCGCAGAUCGACGCUAUAACACAUCUGUACAAGAGACCACUCGACACACACCCUUUUUCCUUAUGUAUGGUCGAGAAGCACGACUCCCCAUAGACGUGUCCCUACGCCAACAUGCGUCAGAGGACCCACAAGUCGAGGAAGUGCUGGAGAGAGUUCAGAAGUGCCGUGAAGACGUACAGAAGAUAGUCAGCGGUACACAGAAGAAGCAGAAACAGAGGUUUGAUAGGACCCAUCGACAUGUGGAAUUUGAACCAGGGGAACAAGUAAUGGUUUGGACUCCCAUCCGCAAGAAGGGUAGAUCGACUAAGCUGCUACACAGAUGGUAUGGACCAUACCAGGUCGAGGCUAAGCUAUCGGACGUGAACUACGUGAUACUAGUCACCAAAGGAAAGAAGCCUCCGUUCCAGGAUACAAUUCACGUUAGUCGGCUGAAGCGGUACUACCCUAGGACACUGUGA
Messenger RNA from Homalodisca vitripennis (glassy-winged sharpshooter), 921 nucleotides. RefSeq lists its product as uncharacterized. Lineage: Eukaryota; Metazoa; Arthropoda; Insecta; Hemiptera; Cicadellidae. Gene Ontology annotation, molecular function: nucleic acid binding. The record is from RefSeq and is a predicted model, not a curated record. The coding region runs from base 1 to 921 and encodes 306 amino acids. The transcript is spliced from 2 exons.